UGAUGAUGUUGACUUGUUUGGGGAGGAGACUGAAGAGGAAAAGAAGGUUGCUGAAGAACGUUCUGCAGCUGUUAAGGCCUCUAUUAAAAAGAAAGAAUCUGGAAAGUCCUCAAUUCUUUUGGAUGUUAAACCAUGGGAUGAUAAGACUGAUAUGAAAAAGCUUGAAGAAGUUGUUAAAAGUGUUUCAAUGGAAGGAUUAUCUUGGGGUGCAUGCAAACUUGUUCCAGUUGGUUAUGGAAUUAAGAAACUGCAAAUCAUGCUCACCGUUGUGGAUGACCUUGUUUGUGUUGAUGAUCUUGUGGAGAAUUAUCUCACCGUUGAACCUAUCAAUGAAUAUGUUCAGAGCUAUGAUAUUGUUGCUUUCAACAAAAUAUGAUUUAUUUGCAUUUGGGUGCUGGGGGGAAUGUGCUAUGCUUAUAUACCGCC
Messenger RNA from Cuscuta europaea, 426 nucleotides. The record is from the annotation of a GenBank genome assembly. Lineage: Eukaryota; Viridiplantae; Streptophyta; Magnoliopsida; Solanales; Convolvulaceae.